AUGAUUCCCAGAUAUAUACUUUUGAUGAUUUUAUUCCUUUCUCAGUUUAAAGAAAAGACAAUCCUUGGAGUAAAGGGUCAAGAACUGGUUUAUCCUAAAAAACUUCCUAUGAUACACAAGCGAGAUUUGGGGCACACCCAUGAUCCUGACAUACAGGAAAUGUAUGAAGAGGAAUUGUUGUAUGAAUUCAGGCUAAAUAGAAAAAACUUAAUACUUCACCUUUUAAGAACAAGGGAGCUCCUAGCCUCAAAUUACAGUGAAACCUACUCUUCUACAAAAGGAGAGGAGAUCACCAGGCAUCCUCAGGUCAUGGAUCAUUGUUUUUACCAAGGAUCCAUCAUACAUGAAUUAGAUUCUGCUGCCAGUAUCAGCACAUGUAAAGGCCUGAGGGGAUUCUUCAGAAUACAUGACCAAAGGUACCUCAUUGAACCAGUGAAAUACACAGAUGAGGGAGAACAUUUGGUGUUCAAAUAUAACCCAAAGGUGCAUUAUGCUGCCAAUUACUCCUGUGCAGAGCUCAAUUUUACCAGGAAAACUAUUCCAAGCACAGAUACUAAAUCAACAGAAAACCAUGAAGUGGAAAGCACCCAUAAAGAAAAACAUAUUGAACUGUUCAUUGUUGCUGAUUACAGCGUGUAUCGCAGGAAUAGUCAUCCUUAUGAUAAACUAAGGAACCGAAUUUUGGGAAUGAUCAAUUUUGUCAAUAUGAUUUAUAAAACUUUGAACAUUCAUGUGACAUUGGUUGGACUUGAAGUGUGGAUAAAUGGAGAUCAAAUAAAAGUAGAUUCAAACAUAGAAACUACUUUAUUAAGUUUUUCAUCUUGGCAAGAAACAAUCCUUAAAAGAGGGAAAACCUUUGAUCAUGCUGUGUUGCUCAGUGGGAAGUGGCUCUACACACAUGCACAAGGAACUUCUUAUCCAAAGAGUAUGUGCUUGCCACAUUUUUCCUCCAGUGUCGUUAAGGAUCUCUUACCUGAUAUAAAUAUAGUUGCAAACAGAAUGGCCCAUCAGUUGGGGCAUAGCCUUGGAAUGCAGCAUGACGAAUUCCCGUGCACAUGUAGCUUUGGAAGAUGCGUGAUGGAUAGCGUUGGGAGUAUUCCUGCACUAAAAUUUAGUAAAUGUAGCAGAAACCAAUACCUGAAAUAUCUGAAAGAUUAUAAGCCAACGUGCAUGUCGAAUACUGCAUUUUCCAAUAAGUUAAGUGAUUUUCCAUAUUGUGGAAACAAGAAGUUGGAUGAAGGAGAAGAGUGUGAUUGUGGCUCUGUUCAGGAAUGCACUAACCCUUGCUGUGAUGCAGACAAAUGUGUGCUGAAGCCAGGAUUUACUUGUGCCGAAGGAGAAUGCUGUGAAUCUUGUCAGGUGAAAGUAACAGGGUCCAUGUGCAGACCAGCAAAAGAUGAAUGUGAUUUUCCUGAAGUAUGUACUGGCCACUCCCCUAGGUGUCCUAGGGACAAGUUCCAAGUAAAUGGAUUCCCAUGCAAGAAUGCAGAAGGCUACUGCUUCAUGGGGAAAUGUCCUACACGGGAUGAUCAGUGCUCUGAAUUGUUCGAUGAUGAGGCAAAAGGGAGUCAUGAUAUCUGCUACAACAUGAAUAAAAAAGGAAAUAAAUUUGGAUACUGCAAAACAGUGGAAAACAAUUUUGUUGCCUGCAAGGAGAGAGAUGUCAAAUGUGGAAAGAUAUACUGUGCCGGAGGACAGCGGUCACCUUCCUUGGGAGAAGACGAGAUCUACCACCUUCAGGCUCCAAAGAAGAAUGCAACCAUACAAUGCAGAGCCUUUUUUUGGUACCAUAAUUCUGAAGAUGUCGGCCUGGUUGCUUCUGGAACAAAGUGUGGAGAUGGAAUGGUGUGCAACAAUGGUGAAUGUGUCAACAUCAAAAGGGUCUACAGUUCAACCAAUUGCUCCUUCCAGUGCAAUGAAAAUUCUGUGGAUGGUCAGGAAGUGGAAUGCCUGUGUGAAGAACAGGGAUCUCUAGACUGGGAAGAAACCUUAAACAUUACGAAUAUCGCCAUCCUGGUCGUGGUGCUCAUGCUAAUUUUUGUCGGUGUUGGGGUUGUCAUAUUAUUAAUUCGUCACCAAAGGUGUAUUAAUUUGAAGCAAAAUCAGAGCCCACCUGGAGACACACUGGGAGUAGAGAAUAAAGGAUACUUUGGUGAUGAGCCGCAGACAAGGAAUGAGCCAGUCUUACCAGAUAUUCAUCCACUACAAAAACCUGCAAGUAAAGAUCCAAGAGGAACCGCAGAUCCCAAUCCAAGUGCCAAAAUGAGCUUGAAAUUGGAUAUCCAAAAUGGCUGUGUCGGGCUAGGCUGA
This is a messenger RNA of Trichechus manatus latirostris (Florida manatee), 2310 nucleotides long. It is a transcript of the gene ADAM7, whose product is annotated as ADAM metallopeptidase domain 7. Bases 1 to 2310 code for a protein of 769 amino acids. The transcript is spliced from 22 exons. Gene Ontology annotation, biological process: proteolysis. Gene Ontology annotation, molecular function: metalloendopeptidase activity. The record is from RefSeq and is a predicted model, not a curated record. NCBI's taxonomy places the organism in Eukaryota, Metazoa, Chordata, Mammalia, Sirenia, Trichechidae. Gene Ontology annotation, cellular component: plasma membrane.